GCCGCCAAAAUCGAAAACUUGCAAGAGGAGUGGAUGUUUACAUCGGAUCAAGUACGUACAGAAAAAUAAAGAAAAAGACUCGGGAAACAUGGAGGGAGCACCUGCGAAAGGUGUUUUGAGUCACCUGAGUCUGCUGGAAGUUCAAGCCAGGAGUCGUAAAAGUCAGCUUCAGCAGCAGAGUCGUGUGAUGGAGCUGAAGGCUAAAGUUGAAGCACUGAAGACCCAGAGAGAGCAGCUGAAGGCACAGAUACAGACACACCAGGACCUCCAGAAACUGAGGUUGGCUAUGGACAAACAGUGUGCAGAUGAAGAAGAGGAGAACAUGGAGGAAGAGUCGGAGAACUCAAAACUUUUGCAGCUCAUGGCCAGACACACUCAGCUGAAAGACCUUCUACAUGCUCAUCACCUCAUUGGUGGGUAUGACAUCAUAAAGACUCGCAAAGGUAAAGGAGCGUGCGUAUCUAUCGCAACGGCCUAUGAGGACGUCUUCUUAGACACCUUUAACCUGGAGAUUGAUCUGAAGCCAACUGUAAAGAUUAGUCGCCACAACAUCCCUCCCUUUAUUCCCCUAAACAACCUUGCUGAGCAGAACAACAUGCAGACAGACCUGAGGGUGUUUCUGGACACGCUCAGCCAACAUCUCAACGCCUUUGCUGGUCGCAAGCAGCAGCUGAAGCGUGUUAAGGAGAAACAUAAGUCGGUUGAGGUGAUGGAGAGUAAUGUUUUAUGUUCACUACUGGUGCUGUUAUUCACUGUGCCGAGAGAAAAGACAGCUGUGCUCUGCACACUGGACUACACGGACCACACCAGAUGUCUCCCCACACGAGUCCAUCUUGAAAGUGAAGACAAACAGCUUCCCGAUUCUCCACAGUGGAAGAAAAACUGCACCUUGCUUAUGGAGACUCCUGUGCACAAAGCUUUAAUAAGCAUGAAAAAAAUGGGAAGCAUUGUUUAAUUUAUUCACUAAUAUGUAUUAAAUGAGUUUUGCUGUUGCAUUUUGCUAAAAGAGUAAUGUACUUACUCAUUUUUCAUUUUUGUUUUUAAGGUAUUAAAUGGUAAGAA
Molecule: messenger RNA, 1062 nt
Organism: Pelmatolapia mariae (spotted tilapia)
Lineage: Eukaryota; Metazoa; Chordata; Actinopteri; Cichliformes; Cichlidae
Gene: cenpo
Product: centromere protein O
Exons: 6
Coding region: 89-955 (288 amino acids)
Cellular component (GO): kinetochore; Mis6-Sim4 complex
Source: RefSeq, a predicted model, not a curated record